Messenger RNA from Trematomus bernacchii (emerald rockcod), 562 nucleotides. RefSeq names its product retinol-binding protein 2-like. The record is from RefSeq and is a predicted model, not a curated record. Gene Ontology annotation, molecular function: fatty acid binding. The coding region runs from base 73 to 480 and encodes 135 amino acids. The transcript is spliced from 4 exons. Lineage: Eukaryota; Metazoa; Chordata; Actinopteri; Perciformes; Nototheniidae. Gene Ontology annotation, cellular component: nucleus; cytosol. Gene Ontology annotation, biological process: fatty acid transport.
GGAUUUAACUGUGUCUCUUAGUCUGACAAGCGUACGGUUAACUGAUAUCUCCACUCAUCAAACGGAUCAAAAAUGCCUGCAGACUAUAAUGGACGAUGGGAGAUGGUGAGCAACGACAACUUCGAGGACAUCAUGAAGGCCAUCGACAUUGACUUUGCCACCAGAAAGAUAGCGUCCCACCUGCACCAGACCAAGGUGAUCGUGCAGAACGGAGACAAGUUUGAGACGAAGACUCUGAGCACCUUCAGGAACUACGAGGUCAACUUCACCGUGGGGGAGGAGUUCGAGGAGCAAACAAAGGGCCUGGACAACCGGAAGGUCAUGACAACGGUUACCUGGGAUGGGGACAAGCUGGUGUGUGUUCAGAAGGGCGAGAAAGCAAAUCGGGGCUGGAAGCACUGGUUCGAGGGAGAUGUGCUACACCUGGAAAUCCACGUGCUCGACAAAGUCUGCCACCAAGUGUUUAAGAAGAGCCAAUAAGAAGAACCCUAUCUGUCCUGUGUUACAUAUUUCUGCAUAUUUUUAAUGUCAUUAUGUAAUAAACUGACUUGAAACCCCUGUA